Megalops cyprinoides (Indo-Pacific tarpon) is the source of this 2819-nucleotide messenger RNA. It is a transcript of the gene znf408, whose product is annotated as zinc finger protein 408. The transcript is spliced from 5 exons. Lineage: Eukaryota; Metazoa; Chordata; Actinopteri; Elopiformes; Megalopidae. Gene Ontology annotation, molecular function: protein binding. Gene Ontology annotation, cellular component: nucleus. Bases 90 to 2672 code for a protein of 860 amino acids. The record is from RefSeq and is a predicted model, not a curated record.
GUUGGCUGGAGAAUGAUAAUUUUCCCGGAGUUUUAGUUAAAAAAUAGAAAGCAUUCCAUUGGCCAAGGCGUAGAAGAAAUCUAACCCUGAUGUCUACACACAGUGGAAAAGAUCCCCUGAGAUGUUUAAAGGAUUCACCCCCAGGUCAGGAGUCCCUCCACAGUGUUUUGAAUGCUGUGCCUCGAGGGCUGACAGUUGGUCCAUCCUUGGCAAAUAAUGGCCGCUUAGGAUUGUGGUGUGUUGGACGCGCCCUGCAGAAAGGUGCCCUCUUAGGCCUACAGGAAGACCAAGCAAAACACCCAGAAACACAAGAGAGCGGGUUAGAGGAGCCAUGCACAGCUGUAGCCAGUGGACCUUGUGGGGACAAGAGUUACUGGAUUAGGUUUGCCUGCAUUGCAAGGAGUAAAGAGAAGCAGAAUGUAAGUGUCCACGAGGUGGGUGGCAGGCUCUGCCUCAGGGCUUGUGAGGAUAUCAGUCCAGGAACAGAGCUGCUUCUCUGGCUGGAGGACCAGCAAUGUUCUACUGAACCACUGAAGCAAGACACAAGCCAGGAGGUGGAAAUCACACCAAAAGGCAGGCUUCUUGAAGAGGAAACAAUUCUUGAGAACAAAUUGAACCAAUCUGAGGAGGACACCGCCACGGAGCAGCUUCCAGACCUCAAACAAAGUCCGUCAGAGCACAUCAUGGUUCCAGACAUAACCAACAUUUCUCAAGAGCCUUCAGGAGAAGGAGAGGUGAAAAGCAUGCUACAGACUCAAAUCAAAAGAAGAAAACCUCAGAUCUUUAGAAUGAAGAAGAAACCCUUGAGGAGCCCUGAAACACGUGGCCCUAAACAAAAUGAGCAAAAUGGGGGUGGAGACAACUGGCAGGUGAACAAUACAACCAGUGAUUAUCCCCAGCAGUCCAGUGUGCUUCAAAAUGAGAGUGAACAAACACAAAAUAUGGGGGAAGAUUGUGAGGAUAGCAAAAAGACAGAAGAUCAAGGAGCAGGGGCAUCCAGGGCCAGCUCUCGUCUAGCUGCCAAACCCAGAAAGGUUCACACACUCGUGAGCCGUAUACAGAAGCGACUACAGGAGCGUAAGAUGAGGGUCCUGGAGCAGCAAGUGGAGGAGCAGAGCCCAUCUGAGGAAAGCGCUGUGGAAGCCUCAUCAGAAGGUGCGGAGAAUAGACAGUCCACCCGAGAUGCAGGCCCUGGACAAAAGGAGGAGAUCCAUCACUUUGUGAUACAGCAAAAUACAUAUGACUUCCUCAAGGGCAUUUAUUUAGGGGGGCAGGGAGCCUCACAAGGUAACUUUAUGCCAGUCCCAGAGCUCUUCCACUUUGAUACCAGGGAGAGACGGUAUAAAUGUGAUGAGUGUGACAAAAGUUUCUUCCAACUGUGCCACCUGAAGAAGCACAAGUUUACUCACUCGGACCUGAAACCUUACCUAUGUACAGAGUGCGGAAAGAACUACAGUUCACAGGAAAGCUUCCGUGCACACCUCUUGAUGCACAAGGGUGAGAGGCCCUUCAAAUGCCAGCAGUGUGACAAGAGCUAUGGCCUGAAGCGAGAUCUGAAGGAGCAUGAGGUUCUUCACACAGGUGAGCGGCCCUUUGUGUGUGACAUCUGCGGUAAGGCCUUUGCCCGCCGGCCAUCCUUGCGUAUCCACCGCGAGGCCCACCGGGCAAGGGAGACCGGUAUCCGUGCAGCUAAGAUCAAGUGCCCUGUAUGUGGUAAGGAGCUAGCGAACUCAGGCUCUCUGAGGAAUCAUAUGCGACUACACACUGGUGAACGGCCCCAUCCCUGCCCCCACUGUGGCAAGACCUUCCGACAACGUGGCAACUUGCUUGGCCACCUACGCAUCCACACUGGGGAGAAGCCCUUCAAGUGUGACCACUGUGAUCGGCGCUUCUCACAGGCACCAGAGCUGAGGCGCCACCUUAUCUCACACACAGGAGAGGCCUACCUCUGCCCUGUUUGUGGCAAGGCUCUCCGGGACCCCCAUACAUUGCGGGCUCAUGAGCUCCUGCACACAGGGGAACGACCCCACACAUGUGAGGUGUGCGGGAAGGGCUACACCUUGGCUACCAAACUUCGCCGUCAUCAGAAGUCCCACCUGGAGGAGAAACCCUACAAGUGCCCAACUUGUGGUGCCGGGUACACAUUGAUGCAGAGCCUAGUCCGCCACCAGCUUGUCCACAAGAGGAAAGAGGAGAAGGUUGCGGGAGAGUUGGCUGAGGCCCUGGCAGCCCUAGAACCUGGCCAUCCUGCCCCAAUGAAGGGAAGACCAAGGAAGGGAUCCCAGAAGGCAGGCACAAGGUCCAGAGCACACCAGUGGGAGGCUGUGGAGUCCUCAGAGGAGCAGACAGUGGUAUACGUUCAAGACAUUGAAAACCUGACUGUGGAACCAACUUCAGAGGAGGUCGUCAUCAGCACUGCUGGACCAUUCCACGACAGGGCAGCCUUCACACCAGAGCAUGUUGUCCACAAGGUGGUGGGAACAACCACUGAACUCACCCCAACGGUGCAGGGUCAGGAGUGCAUACAGCUCAAUGAGGAUGUCAUAGAGAUCAUUGUCUCAGAUUCUACUGAGAAGUGCAUAAUAGUGGAGGAGCAGAAGGUGCACAGCAAUGUGGUUAUACUGCAGGGAGAUGAUGGGUUGAGUUCAGUGGCAGAGACUAUUGAGAUAUAAGUAGGAGCUUUGCCCUGCAUCAGUCCCACUGUCAUGUUGUGUUUUUGAAUGAUUGACUACAUGCUGAAAUUAUGAUAUUUUCACUACUGACAAAAAGGAUAUUCAAUGAUAAAUGAACACUUAGCCUAAGAAACUUGUUGGUAGAAC